This is a messenger RNA of Pseudopodoces humilis (Tibetan ground-tit), 2594 nucleotides long. Its product is annotated as acyl-CoA dehydrogenase family member 11-like. NCBI's taxonomy places the organism in Eukaryota, Metazoa, Chordata, Aves, Passeriformes, Paridae. Gene Ontology annotation, molecular function: acyl-CoA dehydrogenase activity. The record is from RefSeq and is a predicted model, not a curated record.
CUUCACAGCACUGAAAGCAGGGCUGGUGCUGCUGUUGUGUGAGGAAGGGUCUGCAGGUGCCAAAUGCUGAGCAUUAAAGGAAACAACACGACCGUGGGGCAGGAGCAACAGGCCAGCAUGAAGGAAAAAGAAGUGUUAGAAGAUCUGGAAAUACACCUUGCAAGGAGAGACACGGAGGCCCUCUUCCAAGAGCAGCCUGGGACUGGGAACCCGUACUUGGAAGACACUUUGCUUCAGAGUUACUUGAAAACACACCUUCCUCCCAAGGUCCUAGAGGAGGUGCAUCAGGAUCUGGAGAGGUUUGGAAACCGCCUGCUGACCAAGAUCCAACCUCUGAGCUGGGAAUGUGAGCUGAACCCCCCUGUGUUCCGGCAGUACGAUGCCUGGGGGCGGCGCGUGGAUCGCAUCCACACCUGCUCAGCGUGGAGGAGGAUGAAGGAGAUUUCAGCAGAAGAAGGGCUGAUUGCUGAGGCCUAUGAGAAAAGAUACUCCAACUGGAGCCGCCUGUACCAGGCUGUCAAACUGUACUUGUUCUCAAGCUCCUCUGGAGGUUUCAGCUGUCCACUGGCCAUGACUGAUGGGGCAGCCAAAGUCAUUGAGUCACUGGGUAUUCCUGGAUCUCUGAAAAACGCUUUUGACCAUCUGACAUCCCGUGACCCUGAGAAGUUUUGGACCUCUGGCCAGUGGAUGACUGAGCGAAGGGGUGGCUCAGAUGUUGCAAAUGGCACCGAGACCGUGGCCAGGAAGCAGCCGGAUGGCACCUAUCGUCUGUAUGGAUUUAAGUGGUUCACAUCAGCAGCUGAUUCUGAUAUGGCAUUAACCCUGGCCAGGAUAACAGAUGCUGAAGGACAGUGUGCCAAGGGCUCCAGAGGCCUGUCCCUGUUCUUCCUGAGGGUUCGGGAUGAGGAGGGGAAGCUGAACAGCAUCCAGGUGCAAAGGCUGAAGGACAAGCUGGGCACGAGGCAGAUGGCAACAGCAGAGCUGUGGCUGCAAGGAGCCAGAGCAGAGCUGAUCUCUGCAGAGGGUCAUGGAGUGGCCACCAUCUCCAACAUGCUGAACAUCACUCGGAUCCACAAUGUCAUUGCUGCAGUGGCUUCCAUGAGAAGGAUGAUCAGUCUGAGCAGGGACUACGCCCGCAAGCGCAUGGCCUUCGGGAAGCUCCUCAAGGACCAUCCCCUGCACAUGCAGACGAUAGCUCGGAUGGAGGUGCAGGUAAGAGGGGCAUUCCUGCUGCUUAUGGAGAUCGUUCGCCUGCUGGGUCUGGCUGAAACCAACCUGGCAAGUGAGCAGGAGCAGCUGCUGCUGAGGCUGCUCAUCCCAGUGGCCAAACUCUACACAGGGAAGCAGGCUUCUGCUGUGGCUGUUGAGGCAAUGGAGAGUUUUGGGGGCCAAGGUUACAUGGAGGACACAGGCUUGCCAGUCAUACUCCGGGAUACUCUGGUGCUGUCCAUAUGGGAGGGAACAACAAAUAUCCUGUCCCUGGAUGUGCUGCGAUCCCUCGCCAAGAGCCAAGGGCAGGUGAUGGCUGUGUUCCUGUCCACAGUGCAGGAGAAGCUGGAGCUGGUUUCAAGCACCAAGGAACUGGCCCCGGCCGUACAGCGGACACGGGAAGCCAUCGGGAGCCUCCGACAGUUCAUGGCAGCUGCGGGCUCAGAGCAGACACUGACCAUGGAGCUGGCAGCCAGGGACUUCUCCUACAGCCUGGCACGGAUCUACACAGGAGCUCUUUUGAUGGAACACGCGGCUCGGGCCGAUGCUUCCUCCGCAGACGCCUGCGCUGCCCUGAGGUGGUGCAGCCAGGAGCUGUGUCCGGUGGCCGUGGAGUCAGGCAGGGGCAGCUACGGGGGCGGGGCAGCGCUCCAGGACAGCGCCCUGGUGUUCGGGAACAGCCGGCUCUGAGCGCCUGCAGCCCCGGCACGGACACCAGGGGCAGCCCUUUCCACCCACUGUGAACACUGACCUCGUCAGGAACUGCUGCUUUCUGAAGAAAAAAGGGAUUUUUAUUCUCUCUGGCCUCCAGAAAGUUGAUGAAUUCCCUAUGCAUGUGUCCUAAUGAUGCUGCAAACCACCCUGACAUAAAUUCUACAGAAGUUUUGGACUGGAACCCAGUAAUUCUUCACCUAAGCACUGGCUGUGGGCUUCUCCUUCCCCUCAGCCCAUCAGUCAACCUGCUUGGUAUUGCCCUGCUGGCUACAAGUUUUUAAUUAAGAAGUUGCUAAUAGAAGAAGAAAAGCACUAAUAGAUCGAAGACAGCUGGAAUUUAUAGCUGGGAAAUGGUACAGCAGCCAGACACUGAGUGGGAAGAGAGGGAAGGAGCUGUUUGCUGAGAUGAGAGUUGUCUGGAGUUUCAAAGAUAGCAGAGCCAGGACACAAAGGGUGGCUCUGGGGAGGAGCAGAGUGGAACAAUCCCAGCAGGACACAGCAAGGGAGGCUCCACGGGCCCCCUGUGUCCUGGCACAGGGAUCACAGGCUGAGCCAAGCAGAGCUUCCCUGAAAUCACCAAAAUGCCAUGAACCAACCCCAGCAGCAAAGGGCUUCUGUUGUCUGUGCACUGCAGGGAAUAAAGAGUGUUUGGGUUUGGAAAAUCUCCUACA